Eptesicus fuscus (big brown bat) is the source of this 945-nucleotide messenger RNA. It is a transcript of the gene CLEC4A, whose product is annotated as C-type lectin domain family 4 member A. The coding region runs from base 95 to 871 and encodes 258 amino acids. The transcript is spliced from 7 exons. NCBI's taxonomy places the organism in Eukaryota, Metazoa, Chordata, Mammalia, Chiroptera, Vespertilionidae. The record is from RefSeq and is a predicted model, not a curated record.
UCACAUUUGGAAUAUCAGCUAAAACUGGAGUCACCACCUGACUAAAUUAAUGAUAAUUUCCUGCCAUUCUUUAUGACCCAUCUACAUUGGCAAGAUGGAUGUUUUGAGGAAGAGAUACCAAGGAUUUUUUGAAGAGAGCAGACGGUCUCUUCUCAAUAUGACUUCAGAGAUCACUUAUGCUGAAGUGAAGUUCAAAAAUGAAUCUACGUCCUUAGGCACCAAGUCAGAGCCUUCUGCAGCUCCCAAAGAGAAGACCAGCCUUCACAAAACUAACCCUGGUUUUCCCAAGGCACUCUUACCCUCAUUGCUGAUACUUCUGCUAUUAUUGGCAAUCUCAUUUUUUAUCGCUUUUAUCAUUUUUUUUCAAAAAUAUUCACAGCUUCUUAAAGAAAAAAAGGCUAUAAAAGAAGUUACUCACACAGAAUUGGAAUGUAUGAAAGGAAAUUUGACCAUGAAAGAGAAAGAUUGGAGCUGCUGCCCAAAGAAUUGGAAGCCAUUUAAUUUGAACUGCUACUUUAUUUCUAAUGACACCAGAAAUUGGACGGAGAGUAAAAACAACUGCUCAGCAAUGAAGUCACACCUGCUGGUGAUCAACACCAAGGAAGAGCAGGAUUUUAUCAUUGGGAACCUGGAUGAAAAGAGCGCUUAUUAUGUGGGGCUGUCAGACCCAGAGGGGAACGGAGCCUGGCAAUGGGUUGAUCAGACACCAUACAAUGCAAGUGCCACAUUCUGGCGUCCAGGCGAACCCAAUAGUCUUUCGGAGCAUUGUGUUAUCCUGAAUAAACCUCCACGAAGCUCGUGGGGCUGGAAUGAUGUUACUUGUAAGGAACUUCACAGGUCAAUUUGCAAGAUGAUGAAGAUCUACUUAUGAGCGGAAAAUUCUCCAUGAACAUGCGGUUGAAUUAGUAGCCACCAAUAAAGCGUUACAUACUUUGCUUUUUAGAA